AUGGCGUCGACAGCAGGAUAUCAACCCCUCCACGACGACGACACACCACUCAGACCAACCAUCAUAGCCGGCAUAAUCUCAACCUGGAUCGCAACCUUCCUCGCAGCCGCCGACAGCACCAUCACAUCAACUCUCUCCGCCACAAUCGCCAACGAAUUCGACUCCCUCAGCAUCAUAUCAUGGCUCGGCUCCGGAUACCUAAUCGGCCUGACAGCAACACAACCACUCAGCGGGAAAUUAAGCGAUAUCUUCGGUCGGCGGGCUAGUUUUUGCUGCGCUUGUUGCAUGUUUACCAUCGGUAAUCUUGUUUGUGGACUCGCCGGGUCGAAAAUGGUUCUCAUCACUGCGCGCGUUGUUACUGGUAUCGGCGGUGGGGGAUCUAUCUCGAUUGCUACGUUUAUCGCAUCGGAUAAUAUUCCCCUCAAGAGACGUGGGAUAUGGCAGGGAACUGGGGCUGUGGUUUAUACGGCAGGGAUGGGGCUUGGGGCUGUGAUUGGGGGUGCUGUUAAUGAUGCGGUUGGGUGGAGAUGGGCGUUUCUUGGGAUUGCGCCUGUUUCAUUGCUUGCUGGGAUUGGAGUUGCGAUGUUUGUACCGGGUUAUACCGACGAUACACAGGGUUGGCGGGAGUUAUUGAGUCGUGUUGACUUUGCUGGUGCUGCGACAUUGGUCGCGUCUUUGAUACUGCUCCUCGUUGGCCUGAACCAUGACGGGCCUGAGCUUGUCACUGGCCUGUUCGCGAUUACUGUUCCGCUGGGGUUACUUCUCCUCGCUGGCUUUGUGUUGAUUGAGUGGCGAUGGGCCAGAGAGCCAAUCAUUCCACUGUCGCUCUUCCGUCAACGGACGGUUGUGGCCGCCUGUCUGACUGCUUGGUUCAUGUCGAUGGCCUUCUAUGCGCUCACAUUUUAUGUGCCGCUGUACAUGAAGAUGCUGGGCCAUUCCACGAGCCAAAUCGGACUGCGUCUUCUACCUGACUCGAUUGGUGCUGGACUCGGGUCUUUCCUGGUUGGACUGGUCAUCCGAGUGACAGGCAGAUACGGUGUUUUCCGGUAUACCGUGACUCUUCUGCUAGUGCUAGCAUCGAUGGGCUAUGCCUUGAUCUCGGUUAACACGCCGUGGAUUCUUCCAGAGGUGUAUCUGUUAUGCAAAGGCUUUGGCAUGGGCGGAGCUCUGACGAUGCUGAUAUUGGCCCUGCUGCAUUCCGUACCGCAUGAGAGACAUGCUACUGCCACGUCUGCCUUGUAUGCUUUUCGGUCGACUGGAGCGACCGUGGGGCUUUCAGCUGCCAGUACAAUGUUCUACCAUCGGAUGAACCAGAACAUGCUGAACAACGGGUCUAGCUGCCAGGAGGGAGAUCCGUGUUAUCUAGAUGCUCUGCAUGGAGCUUUCCAGCUCGCAUUAGCCUUUGCUACUGCCGGAUUAGUGUCUGCUUUGUUUGUCUCAACGUAUGAUAAACGUGGAAAGGAGGAUGAAGGACAGGAAAUGGAUGAAAAUGAGUGA
Penicillium subrubescens is the source of this 1497-nucleotide messenger RNA. RefSeq names its product Major facilitator superfamily domain general substrate transporter. Gene Ontology annotation, cellular component: fungal-type vacuole membrane. Gene Ontology annotation, molecular function: basic amino acid transmembrane transporter activity. The record is from RefSeq and is a predicted model, not a curated record. Gene Ontology annotation, biological process: transmembrane transport; basic amino acid transport. The transcript has a single exon. The coding region runs from base 1 to 1497 and encodes 498 amino acids. NCBI's taxonomy places the organism in Eukaryota, Fungi, Ascomycota, Eurotiomycetes, Eurotiales, Aspergillaceae.